Molecule: messenger RNA, 714 nt
Organism: Prorocentrum cordatum
Lineage: Eukaryota; Dinophyceae; Prorocentrales; Prorocentraceae
Source: the annotation of a GenBank genome assembly
AUGCUGUCGGACAAGCUCCUGGGCAGGGGGAGGAGGGCCAGCGCGAGCUACCAGCCGCGCGCGAGGAUGUUCGCGACAAACACCGAACCGAGGAUGGUCGCGCAGGACACGACCCUCUCGGGCUGGGCGCAGGUGAGCUCCUCGGUGGUGCAGCACGUCUCGUCGCAGCGCAUGGGGGGAGUGCCUAACAGCUCUGGCAACGUCAGCCUUGGCGGCAUGAGCUGUACGUCAGAAGGCAGCGCCUUCGCUCUCGGCGGCGGCUCCGCCAGCCAGGGCCAGGGCGCCGGCGGCUACGUGCCCGGGGACUGCCGGUUCAUGGUGCCCGUGGACAUGCUGGUGGAGGCUGCCGAGGAGGGCUCCUUCAGCAUCGCGGACACGUCCAGCGGGCUGCUGCUUCGGGUGGGCAUCGAGAACCAGGCCAGCACCCGAUGCCUGCGGGUCUUCGUCGGCAGGGACUCGCCGAACCCGUGCACCACCGUGAGACCCCUGCCAGACGGCAGCAGCAACAGAAUGGAGAUCCGCGGCGCCAACGGGCUGCACUUUGGCACGCUUGCGCUGCAGCCGAACGGCUCCUUCCUUGUGACCACGGCCGAGCAGCAGCCGCUGCUCACCAUCGAGGGUAACGAGGCGAACCUGGACCUGCGCAUCUCCGCUCGCGACGGGAGGCUCGUGGCCUCGGUGUCCUGCUGCGAGUCGCCCGAGCCCUCCAGGGGA